AUGGUGGAUAGCUUUGGCAGCGCAGACGCGUACAAUGAGAUUAGAUGGGUUAGACAGAGCUGUAGGAGUGGCAAAGAGGCUGUAUUCAAACUGGGACAGCGACUAUCGGGGAAACCGCUGCAAUUCGUUAUAGGCAACCAGCCAUUCAAUAGUGCAGUGAUUCAGUGUAUUCCACCAACGCUUAUUCCACGCCAGGAGACAGAAUUCUGGGUAGACAAACUAAUCGCGCGAUUUUGUGAUAAUAGACAGCUUAGAGUGCUAGAUCUGUGUACAGGGAGUGGGUGCAUUGGUGUGAGUAUUGCUAAGGAGCUGCACUGCGAUAGCGUCGUGGUAGUGGACAGCUCACCCAAGGCGUGCAAGCUAGCUACAAUCAACGCACGUAACAAUCUCACCAAGGAGCAGCUCGAGAGGUUCGAGGUGAAGCAGAUGGACAUUCUCAGUGAAUCUAUAGACCUCAGCAGCUACAAUGUUAUUACUAUCAAUCCACCUUACAUUACUCAACGCGAUUACAAGACACUGCACUCAGAAGUCCGGGAUUGGGAGGAUAAAGAUGCACUACUCGCUGGGGGAGAUGAAUACGGACUGGUGUUUUAUAAGAGAAUGAUCUAUUUACUCAAGGAUGCGUUUAACAAACAAGUUUGGAUGGAAGUUGGUUAUAAUCAGGCUCAAUUGGUGGUAAAGCUGGCCAAGCAGAGUGGUGUAGCCAAUGUGGAGCUUAUAGAAGACCCAUUUAACGACAGAAUCAACAGAGUCGUCAUUCUGCACUUAUAA
Wallemia ichthyophaga EXF-994 is the source of this 771-nucleotide messenger RNA. Its product is annotated as Release factor glutamine methyltransferase. Gene Ontology annotation, molecular function: protein methyltransferase activity. The record is from RefSeq and is a predicted model, not a curated record. The coding region runs from base 1 to 771 and encodes 256 amino acids. The transcript has a single exon. Gene Ontology annotation, biological process: protein methylation. Gene Ontology annotation, cellular component: mitochondrion. NCBI's taxonomy places the organism in Eukaryota, Fungi, Basidiomycota, Wallemiomycetes, Wallemiales, Wallemiaceae.